AUGUCCUCCUCAUAUCCCGAAGCCCCGCGUAGAACCGGCGUGCCCAGAGAUGUCCUCCGAUGGCUGCAGAGUCUGGAUCUGAGCUUCUCCCCUAAGAACUUCCGGAGAGACUUUUCAAAUGGUUUCAUCACAGCUGAGAUCUUCUAUUGGUAUUAUCCAGAAGACAUACAGUUGCAUUCAUUUGACAAUGGGACAUCUCUAGCUGCCAAAUUAGGCAACUGGUCACAGCUGGAGAAGUUCUUCUUAAAAAGGAAAUUGAAUCUUUCCAAAGAAUUAAUUGACGGAACAAUUCAUUGCAAACCUGGAGCAGCAGAAAUAUUGUUACAAGAAUUUAUGUUAUGCUGACAAACAGGAGGAUCAAAACUCUCCAGGAUAAUGAAGUGGACUUUACUGAUAGACAUUACCAAGACAAGCUGCCUAUGGUGGCCAGAUCUACAGCAGCAAAGGCAGUAAAGAGCAAUAUAACCCUGAGUGAGACCCUGGCUGAGCCAGACAUUAUCAUCAACCAACAGAAAGUUCAGGCUGUCAUUGAUUUACAUUUGUUGCAGAGACAGCAAGAGAGAAUUGAUGACCCAAGGCGGUUUAACAUGAAACCAUCAAUGGGUGAGCUUGCCCUCCGUAUCCCACCACCACCUGACCAUACUGGCAGUGAAAGCAGCCUGUCCAAUAGAUCUGCAUCAUCUUUGUCCUCUUCCUCCAGCAUUCGAAGCAAAUCGAAUGUUAACUUCAAAGAAAUUAAAGUGAAGCAAGGAGAUAGAAGCUAUGUGUCCUCCAGUAUGACCUCAACAGCAUCAUCCUCCACGUUAAGCACAUUCUAA
Staurois parvus is the source of this 818-nucleotide messenger RNA. The record is from the annotation of a GenBank genome assembly. NCBI's taxonomy places the organism in Eukaryota, Metazoa, Chordata, Amphibia, Anura, Ranidae.